Lasiodiplodia theobromae is the source of this 1245-nucleotide messenger RNA. RefSeq lists its product as uncharacterized. NCBI's taxonomy places the organism in Eukaryota, Fungi, Ascomycota, Dothideomycetes, Botryosphaeriales, Botryosphaeriaceae. The transcript is spliced from 3 exons. The record is from RefSeq and is a predicted model, not a curated record. The coding region runs from base 1 to 1245 and encodes 414 amino acids.
AUGAUGCUCCCAGCAGUUGCCACCUUGCUUGCCGUCGCGAGUCUCGCGGCUGGCCAAAUCACGAUGACAACCUACACAAUCGAAAAUUGCUUCACAGCCUAUGAACGGGGCCCAGUCAACAUCACAAGUGUGCCAACCUCGGUAACCGUUAGAACAGCUACCGGCAAUGGAUUCGCACGGGGAAUCAUCACGCCUGUAGUGACUGUGACUCCAGCCAUUAGCACCGAGACAACAACGUCAGUGUCAACUAAUACCGUGCGCUUCACCGCACCCACUGAGGCCUUGACAUCGGGAAUUACAACUGUCACUACGACAUUCACCAUCUCGUCAAUCAUCUCUUCCAUCUCCACAUUUACCAGCGUUGUAUCAGUCAACUCAACCAUCACCAACACCCCCACGACGACGAUCCCGACGCAAGCAGGCUUCACUCCGGUAUCAGUCGACCUCGCAUCGUGGGGACAUGUCCCCAGCCGGAAGAAGCAGAAGCAGAAGAAGAGAUGGGGAGCGCUAAACGCGCGCAACGUCUUUGACAGGAUGAUGCUCGAAGCCCCUGAAGCUAGUCGCGGCAGCAACAACAGAUGUUUGUUCAAGCACCUGGAAGCGCAGUCACCCCUUGAGACCGGCAUUAGCCUUUACCCGCCUCUCUUUCCCGUGUCUGUCAACUGCACGCAGACGGUGCGCAUCGACACUGUCCGCGUGUACCCCAAGCAAGGCACCAUCACGUCAACCAUCACAGCGCAGGCAUCAACAACUACGUCAACCGCGACAUCUGCUGUAACAACGACGACGACUAUUGGCUCACAGCGAGUCAAUGCCCUCUUGACGUUUACAUCGGCUGUCACGACUGUGGUAUCAUCCACGACCAUCUCAGUGUCUACCACUUUCUCCACCCUCACCAAUACCUUCACUGCCAAUGCGCCUGUCGCCACCGUGUUCGCUGCCUGCGCCGCCAACAACACCAUCAGCCGCGUGAACGGCAACCCGAUCGCGGCCGGUGCGCAGGAUUUGCUCGUGCUUACGGUCGCGGAUAAUCCGACGGACUGCUGCGAGUUGUGUCAAAUCACGUCCAACUGCACCACGUCUGCUUUCUACGACGGCACGGGUGACUGCAUGCUCGGAAACGGGACGGGACCCGGGACCAACGAGUUCUUCACCACUGACGCUGAGGAUGAUAUUAUCUUCUACAUCUCCAACGGAAAGGGAAACCCAAGUGGAAACUGGUAUUUUGGAGGACUGCUGUCUUGA